Molecule: messenger RNA, 1444 nt
Organism: Tetranychus urticae (two-spotted spider mite)
Lineage: Eukaryota; Metazoa; Arthropoda; Arachnida; Trombidiformes; Tetranychidae
Source: RefSeq, a predicted model, not a curated record
AAGGAGACCGGUAAAAAAGAUAUAUAAAUAGCUUGGUCCAGCUUUCAAUCAGUAUCACUUUCGUGAAGAAACCUCAUCGACAAAAACAUCAAUUGAAGUUAAUCUUUACUCUCAACAUUAAAAAUGAAAUCUGUAUCAGCAUUGAUCUUGGUUUGCGCCUUCGUUUGCGCUUCAGCUCAAUUCGGAGUUAAAGGUGGCUCUUCUGGUAGCCAAGGUGGUUCCUUUUUCCCACGAUUAACCCCAGGUUCAAUCCAAGAGAAGAAAGAUCAACUUCAAUUAGCCAAUGUAGAUGAUGGUUCUUCUGGUUUUGUUCAACCCGUUAGUCAAGUGGUAGCUCAACCAGUUGGACAAACUGUUGUUCAACCUGCAAGACCACAAGAAAAUGUUGUCACCGUUAUCUCUGACCGACCCCAAGGAGUUCUAGUCCCAUCUUCUGGUGCUGUUUCCUCAUUCGGUCAAGUUCCAGUCUCAGUAGUCGGACAAGUUGCCCCUCAACCACAAUUUAUCCAAUCAGUUGCCCCUCAACCCCAAUUUGUUCAGUCAGUUGCCCCUCAACCCCAAUUUGUUCAAUCAGUUGCCCCUCAACAACAAUUUGUCCAAUCAGUUCCAUCUUCCUUUGGAUCUUUCCAAUCCUUUGUCCCAACCUUCCAAUCAGUCCCCGUUUCUGGUCAACAAUCUGGUUUCGUUCAAUCUGUUCCAUCAAUCUUCACUCCCGGUUCAGUUAAUUAUCUCCGCCCAAGUGAACGAUACCUUUUCGACAAAAGACAACCUGGACAACUCGUUCAAUUUGGUGCACCUUCAACCGGAGCCGGUUUCCCUGGAGCAGGUUUCACCCAAAACAUUGUCCACCUUUCCAACGCACGUCCACAAGCCACCUUCCAAACAGUUCCUUCUUUUGUUUCCUCUGACAAUGGUUUCGGUUCCUCAUCAGGUUCAUCUGGUAAUGGUUUCAGUGGUCCAUCAGGUUCAGGUGCCGGUUUCGGUUCUUCAUCAGGUUUUGGAUCAACUUUCGUCCCACAAGCUGUCGGUAAAGUUGUUAAACAAGUAGCCGGUCCAAUUGUCAACCAACCAUUCCCAACCUUCUCUUCAUUCCCUUCAACUGUCCCAGUUGCCUCAUUCCCCACCGUCAACCCUUCAUCCCAGUUUGUCUCUGCUGGUAAAGUUUUCACUGACAACAAAUUGAGUGGAUUUUCUGGUCAACAGCCAACUGUUAUCAGCCAAGAGAAACAAUUAGCUGAUACCGUUCAAACCACUGAAUGGUAAUUAAAUCACUAGCAAUUCGUAUACUUGCGGACUUGAUUCAACCAAUGCGAUUCUCACUCCAACAAACUCAAAAUCCAAAAAAUUAUAAAAAAACUAUUUUAAUUUAGACCAACUUUCACUUGUUAAAUGUAACAAAAUUUGACAUAGUAAUAAAGCUACUUUAUUAUUAACCAAAAAACAA